UUUCAGCAGUUUUCGGUACUUAAAUUUAAAUAUUGUAAUGGUAAAAAUUUUAUUAAUUUUAAUAUGAAAUUUGUUUGAGUGAUGAAUAAGAAAUUAAUUAAAUAUUUGGAGCUAAGGGGGGGGUUCGAACCCCUAAAACCCCCCCCUGGCUACGCCCCUGCAUGCAAGAGCUAUGUUCUUUAAAUUAUUCAUUCAAUAGGGAGUUUUGAUUUAAUAAACUUGUUUGGACAUACACUAUUGCAGUUUUGCACUGUUUGUCAUGGAAAAAAACUCAAGAAUGCAAAAUAAGAAAUAAAAAAGAAAACAUAGACUUACAGAGAACAAUCCUAAAGCAAAUGGACCCAAAUAAGAAUCUAAACAGGUAUUAUGGACAACACGAAGACAACACAUACUUAAAAUAUCAGGCAGCACAAGAAUUCUGUGGAAGGAAUGUAGUCAUGAAAAAAUAACAGCACAGACAAACACAGUGGGCUAACAACUACUAAUGAUGUAAAACCUAUAAAUUCAGUGACUCCUACUGUCUUAGAUUUUUAAAUUAUGGUGACAUUGGCAUAGGUGGUGGGUGCGCCAUUCAUUAGGAGUCUUGUUAUAUUAAUUUAACAUCUAACUAUAAAAAUAAAAAUAAUAAUAAAAAAAAGCAUCUCAACCCUGACAAUGGCCUUCCAGGAUACACCCAGAAAGAGACAGACUUGCUAUUAUGACAUACCCGCACCUAAUAAUCAGGACAGUUUCUAUGUGCGUGUUCGGCUAUCUGUCUAUCUCCUGAGUACAUUGUUGUAAGCACUUGAAUAUCUUAAUAUUCAAGUGCAUCGCUGCUUUGCUUUUGCACAUUGGCUAGAUAAUUCAAGUUAGACAGACUAAUAAUCAGUCCAUCAUCUUCAAUUAUUUGAAGUGUUUCUUGCGGUGUAUUGUGUAAAGCAAGAUUGUUGAUAACAGUUUUUAUAAGACAUCCAUUCUUGUUCAAAUUCUUCUUGAGGUUUUGAACAGAGGAGUGGGAACUUCUAGCACAGCAUAGCCAUGGAAACAAGACCAGACAAUCAGCAAGGAUGCGUGCCAGUGCGCCUCAUUAUGCUGCUGCUGGCGGGAGGGGGCACGUUCGUGCAGAUGUUCGUCAAGACCUUCCUGUCCGUCGCCAUCGUGGCAAUGGUGAAGAGCGAGCCGUCCAGCGGCAACACUAACGGCCACGGGGUAGCCAACGCCACCGCCCAGAAUGCGGAGGGGGAGUUCGACUGGAGCAGCACCAUGCAGGGCUUCCUUCUGUCGGCCUUCUUCUACGGCUACAUCACCACCCAGGUGCUGGGCGGCUGGCUGUCAGCCAGGUUCGGCCCCAAGGUCGUCAUGAGCUGCGGCAUGCUCUCUGCGGGCAUCUUCACACUGCUGGGCCCGCUCGCCACUAACUUCGGCGCGUACACUUUCGCUGCUUCCAGAAUCCUUGUUGGCGCCUCCACGGGCUUGUUAUAUCCACCUCAGCAGUCCUUCAUUUCGAAAUGGAUACCUCCUGAAGAAUACCAGAAGACAUCAGGAUUUAUGAAUUCCUGCACGUACUUCAGCACGGUGGUGGCCAUGAUCUGCGCGGGAGUUCUGUCCAACUACUCGUGGCGGUUGGUGUUCUACGUGUUCGGCUCGAGUGCCAUCGUGUGGGCGGGGCUGUGCUUGUGGCUGGCCCACGACUCGCCGGCGCAGCACCCAACCCUCUCCCAGGAGGAGUUCCUCUUCAUCACCAAGCAGGCGGAGGAGGGCGACGACAAGGACCACAGGAGACUGAAUCCAGUACCCUGGGUGGCAAUCUUAACCUCCAUGCCAGUAUGGGCACAGAUCUUAAUGCAGUGCAGCGGAGGAUAUCUUUCGUACACCCUGAUGUCUGAAAUGCCUUCUUAUAUGAAAAAUAUCCUACAUUUUAACAUUCAAAAUAGCGGAAUGAUUUCCAGUUUGCCGUACGUAUUUGGUGGCUUAAGCUGUACAUUUUUUGGAAUGACUUCACAGUGGCUUCAGAGCAAAGGAAUUAUAAGUCAUCUGGCUGCGUACAAGAUCUUUAACGGCAUAUAUGCGCUCGGGGCGGCCACCUGCAUGUUCCUGGUCCCGGUGGCAGAGGGCAACAAGACCCUGGUGGUGAUGCUGCUGUCGACGGCCAUCAUCUUCUACAACGCCUACAGCGGUGGCAGUGCCGUCAACAUGAUGGACCUGGGCGUCAACUACGUGGGCAUCACCACCGGCAUCAUGCAGACCUUCGCCAACACCAUGGGCAUCAUCACACCCCAGGUGGCCGGCUUCCUCACCGACGGCCAGCAAACUGUUCACCAAUGGGCCAAGGUAUUCUACAUAGCCGGUAGCGUUUCCAUACCAACGUUCAUCUUCUACUUGUUCUUUGGCUCAGUUGAUGAACAGGAGUGGAACAAACAAGGUGAUGAAGAAACUCCUGAUCCAGCAACAAGGGUAAUACCACCCAAGAAGAAAAGCAGCAUCAACCAUUUCGCUAAUUUUUAAGUGUGUGGUUGACUGUCUUCGCCUUGGACACUGGUAAAAAAACCUGGAAAAACCCCAGUAAAGCUGGUCAGUGGACGACGAAAGUUUUGACUAUUUUGUUCCAAACAAAUUCUUGAAACUUGUUUUCUUCAUUAAGAAAGUCCAAGUGCUGGAAGAAUACAUACUCCAUUGUGAAUUUUUGUGUAAUUACAGUUUGGUUAUCACAUAUUUUAUGCGUGCUCAAACUGCGUGAUAGUUAAAUAAAUGUGUGUGCACAGUUGUAGGAUGAACAGGUUAUUUGAAAAUUAAGUAGAAUUAUGCUACAAACAACAAAAACAUUGAAAAUUUUGUGAAUUAAAAUCAUUAAAAUACAAAUAUAAUACGGCGACGCUCCGUAGUAAUCCAGCAUGGAUUGAGCAGAUCGUAUUUGAAUUUUUCUGGAGGAUUCAGGCAUUUUUUGAUUUUUGAAUGACUCUGGUAACACUGCAUCAUGGCACAACGGGUUUAUUUUUUCUACACUUGCCCCUUUAUUUCCCUUGCUAGUAGAGAUUACUGCUGUCGACAGACUUGGCUGUCCAUUACCACACGUAUGACUAUACUCGAGUUGUAGUUAACCACACAAGGCACACUCAAAAUGCAUUGCUGCACACACCAAGUUAGUAGGACAGCAUGUUUUAUGCUUAUUUGAUAUGUCUGAGGUGAUCUUUAUUUGCUCUUUUGCUGCAUGAUUUUAUUUCUAAGAAGUCUUUCUACUGAAACUAAAUUUUAUCUUCAUUAAAUAUCCUUAUAUCUUUGUCAGAAGCCACAGAAAAUUAACUUAGUACACACAUCACUAAAACUUAUGCUGUGUCUAAAAUGAAAAAUUUUCACAAUAACAAGACAUUAAAUAUUUCAGUCUUUGGUAAAAUUUUGUUUCGAAGACAUGUAGAUAAAAUUAUUUUAUCUUUGGGUAGAAAAAAAUUGUCUUGCAAUCAGACACUGAAGAUGGAUUUCAUGCUGGUCGCUUGCUAAAAUGUUAGGUGUAAUUCCAUGUUUAUGCAUCUUCAUAAUACUUAAAGGUUGUAUUUGCCCUUGCAUGGUAUUGCUUUCUUUAGGAAAUGUCUAUCUACUUAAAUAAAUUUAUUAAUCAAUAAAUACUCAUUUGAAAAUAGAUUUUCAUGUAUCCAAUUCGUAAAAUUGGAACAUCACUUGUUGCUUAUGCUUAAUUUUUUGUGUCAACAAUGUUACCUUUGUUAUCUUUUUGUUUGUAAGACAUGACUAAUAAAAAAAUUAUUAAUUACAACAAACUACUGAACAUGGACUGUGCACUGGCCGCUCACUUAGUUUUGUAUGACUUGGUGUUAAUGCUUCUUUUGGUGAUAAUAGUAGUUGUAUGUGCCUUUAACUUUAUAAAGUAUAGAUUUAAAGGAAAAAGUAGUGUAUUUAAAUAAAUUAAUGUUCCACCAACAUCAUUUCAGUACAAAACCACUGAACGAUCAUAAUAAAUAUUUCAACAGUGUGAGGGCAAAUGUUUAUUAGGCCUAAGUAUUGUACGACUUAUGAGCAUUAACGUUUGAUAAUCAAGAAAAAUUGUUAAUUUGCCAUGUCAAUGGGCAGUGGUACCAAAUGUGCUGCUGAACUGAACUAUGACAUAUGAAUGGACUGAUACAUAAAUUUCAUAUAUUUCUUCCAAUGUUACAAUAUUGUUUUUAACUAAUAUUUAACUAAACAUGUGUUGCUGAAACCUAUAAUAUUAUCUACAAUAGUAAAAUAAAAAUGUUAGUUAAAAAGAAAAUUCAGAUGUUCUCAAAUGUUACAAGUGAAAUUUGCUUGACUGGAAUGGCUAGCUAUUCCAGUGUCAUAUUGAAAUGUUGCUUUUAUAAUGAUAGAAUGUACAUUGUUUAUUUAUACUUAGAUGAUGAAUCCAAGUGAAUGUUUCAUAAGGCUGUGAACUAUUAACUUAGUGUCAAACUUUUUAGUUGUUGGAAUUGUAUACUAUUAUUGAUAAAUUAUAAGAGAUACUGUGAUAUUUGUAGCAUAAAACUAGUUUAUUUUAUGUGUGAGAUUUUUAUGAAAACAUCUCAAGUGUAGGUAUUCAUGAAACUGAAAAUAAAGAUGUACAAAUUUGUCAUUUUUUAAACGUGCCUAAGAUUCUUCAUAAGUAAAUAGGCUUGCAACGCAGUUAAUAUACAUAUACUUUCAACAAUUUACCACUUGUUCCUUAAAUUGUUUUCACAUGUAUGAUGGUGGGUACUGAAGACUUGUACUGCUUGUACAAAGCAUCAAGGUUGCAACACUUGUUGCCAAGGCCUACUUGUUUGCAUUAAAGACCUACCAACCAGAUACGCACAUGAGCACACUGCAAGUACAAAUGGUGCUAAUCCAGGGUGUUCGCCGAUACGAUCGCUGGUGAACAAAUUUCCGGACUUUUUCAAGACUUUUGAAUAACAUUUUCUUACAACUUUUUUAAAUAUAAGCAAAACUGAACAUAAUAU
This is a messenger RNA of Bacillus rossius redtenbacheri, 4937 nucleotides long. RefSeq names its product sialin-like. The transcript is spliced from 9 exons. Lineage: Eukaryota; Metazoa; Arthropoda; Insecta; Phasmatodea; Bacillidae. Gene Ontology annotation, cellular component: membrane. Bases 1018 to 2484 code for a protein of 488 amino acids. The record is from RefSeq and is a predicted model, not a curated record. Gene Ontology annotation, biological process: transmembrane transport; monoatomic anion transport. Gene Ontology annotation, molecular function: transmembrane transporter activity.